Messenger RNA from Exophiala mesophila, 969 nucleotides. RefSeq lists its product as uncharacterized. The coding region runs from base 1 to 969 and encodes 322 amino acids. Gene Ontology annotation, molecular function: oxidoreductase activity; zinc ion binding. The record is from RefSeq and is a predicted model, not a curated record. NCBI's taxonomy places the organism in Eukaryota, Fungi, Ascomycota, Eurotiomycetes, Chaetothyriales, Herpotrichiellaceae. The transcript has a single exon.
AUGAAGGCAUUCCAAUAUGAACGACCUGCCGUGGGUGUUAAGAUGAAAGACGUGCCAGUACCAGAGCCAACCGAUGGUCAGGUUCUUAUUGCGGUGGAAGCUGCAGGACUAUGCCAUUCGGAUUGUACAAUAAUGAACGGGAAGGGCAACUGGGUAGCGAAAAGUCCGAUCACGUUGGGCCACGAGGUUGCUGGCAAGAUCGUUAGAACUGGACCUGGAGUGUCAAAAUUUCAAGUCGGAGAUGAAGUUGCUAUUGCCUUACUCAGCCAUCCUCUGGAGAAAGCGUCGUGGGCAACUGCUGUCGGAUUGGGAUACGAUGGUGGAUAUGCGGAAUACGCGAUCGCUUACGUGGACAGCCUAGUUAAGAUCCCUGAUGGUGUGACCUUUGCUCAAGCUGCAGUGGCUACGGAUUCUAUCUCGACCGCUUACCAUGCUGUUGUGGCCGAAGGCGGCGUUACAGACUCUACGACGGUUGGAAUUGUCGGGUUGGGCGGCCUUGGGCUUAAUGGUGUCACUAUCGCAGGUCUCCAAGGGGCUACCGUAUAUGGAUUUGACAUUGCAACCGAGAAAUUCGAAAAUGCAGUCCUGAAUGGUGCCACUAAGUGCUUCUCUAGCCUCAGCGAGGCUUCCGAUAUUACAUUCGACGUCAUCCUUGACUUUGCCGGCGUGGGUUCGACAACGGCGGCCGCUGUAAGUAGAGUGAAGCCGGGUGGUACUGUGGUUCUGGUAGGCCUUGGAGCCGCAGAGGCGACUAUCUCAACGCAUGACCUGGUUACACGAAGCAUCAAGAUAAGAGGCUCCAUUGGGGCCAGCCUGCAGGAAUUUCAAACUGUGUUGGAUCUAAUCGCUCAGGGCAAGAUCUCCCCUUUUCUUCAGGAAAUACCGUUUUCCGAGGUCGGAGAAGGACUCGAACGACUUGACCGCAACGAAGUCCUUGGGCGUCUGUUUACCCGGCCUAGAAAGAGCUAA